CAACAAGUCCCCGUGGUUUGCUGCGUAUGGUAUAUUAACCACCGCAGGGCUGAUUUUAAUUAGAGUUUACUUACUGUUUACCUUCACCGUGAAGGCAUUUUAAAACAACGUGAAUGUCUCGACGUUGCCUGGAACUUAAAAUCUGACUUAGCUUACUUAGCUGACAAGCAUUAAAUUAUGAACAGUGUCCUGACUAUUUUGUAGAAGUUCAUAUCACUGCGUAAACUCCGUCUCAUCGUCUUCCAGCGACCUUAUCCCCACUGGACGCAGCUGUGGACGGCAGCAUGUUUUCCGCGGACUCGUCCUGGAACAUCUCUUUCGCAGGCUGCGGCUUUCUCGGCAUUUACCACAUCGGCGUGGCCAGCUGUCUGCAGGAGCAGGCUCCCUUUCUGGUCCAAAAUGCCAGGCACAUAUACGGUGCAUCAGCUGGAGCCCUCACCGCCACUGCUCUGGUCACUGGAGUAUGUCUCGGAGAGGCUGGUGCGAGCAUAAUUGAGGUUGCCAAAGAGGCUAGAAAGCGAGUCCUCGGGCCGAUGCAUCCCUCCUUUAACCUGGUGAAGACUGUGCGAUACAUGCUGCGACGCACUCUGCCGGCUGAUUGUCACCAUCAUGCCAGUGGGCGACUGGGAAUCUCUCUCACCCGAGUUACAGAUGGAGAAAACGUCCUGGUGUCCCAAUUCAACAACAAGGAGGAGGUGGUGCAGGCAUGUGUCUGCAGUGCGUACAUCCCAGUGUACUGUGGCAUCAUUCCUCCUACACUGCAAGGAGUACGAUAUGUCGAUGGAGGAAUCUCAGACAACUUGCCCCAGUACGAUGUGAAAAACACCAUCACGGUGUCUCCAUUUUCGGGAGAGAGUGACAUCUGCCCCCGAGACACCUCGACCAACAUACACGAGCUUCGCUUCACCAACACAAGCAUCCAGUUCACUCUCAAAAAUGUCUACAGAGUCUCCAGAGCACUUUUCCCUCCAGAUCCAAUGGCAAUGAAGGCCAUGUGUAAACAGGGAUACACAGAUGCAUUGGAUUUUUUAAAGAGAAAUGGAUUGCUUAAUCGCCACCAGAUUCAUGCAGGCAGACCACUGCUAGCUAACAGAGAAGAAAAUGAGGAACUCAAUGAAGAGGAGGAUGCAAAUACAAGUGAAGACAAAGAAAAGUCGCAGGUGGAAGAAAGAGCAUUGGAGGUUUAUGCCAGCACCUCAGAUGAGGAGCAGAUCAUUGACUACCUUCCUCCCGCUCUGCACAAAGCUCUGGUUGAAGCCUGCAUGGAGAAGAGGAGCCUGGCACAGUCACUAGGCAACCUGCUUCCUGUCAGGAUGGCCUCAACCAUGAUGCUGCCCUACACUCUCACUCUGGAGUCUGCUAUGUCCUUGACUCUCAGACUUUUUGAGUGGCUGCCAGAUGUGCAGGAAGAUGUGGUGUGGAUUCAAGAACAGCUACUGAAAAUCUUACAGUGUUUUCUUCGCCAGACCUCCAGAAGCUUGUCCCGCAGUGUAUCUGCCAGGUUGUUCUGCCAACUGGAGCUGCACCACUACAAGUCCAUCCCAUCCCACUUCAGUUCCCCAAAUCUGCUUCCCACUUGGGUGAAUGGGAGCAGUUCUUCAGUCAAGGAUGUCUUCAUGCGUCUUGAAAACUACAAGAGACAGCUGCUCUCAGACGUGCUCUGUAUCAACAUGGAUGUGCAAGGCUCCUUCAAAACCGGAGUGAUGUCACGAGAUAACAGCCCUCCUUCUGACCUUUCCUCCGACCUUUCCUCUGAAGGUCUCACAAUGCACACAGGUUGUCUUAAUGGGGGACCAACAGUAGUUCCUGAUAACUGAUAGAAAAACAUCAUCAGAUUUUAAUAGCGGUUUUCUCCCUCGUGAUUAGAUAUUUUAAGCUGCCUCAAGAUAUUUUGAAUAUAAUCAUCCCCAUUUUUUAGUGGUUGGAAAUGAUAAUCAUUUACCAUAUUUACACUUAACAGUGUAUUAAAUACCUUUGGACCAGUGCAUGACACUGAGCUGAGUUUUUAACUAAACUAUUGUAAGUCCAUAGACAUAUCAUGAUUGUAUGUCUACAGAAUGCAUUUAAACUUAGCACAUGUGCUCAGACUACAGCCUUGAAUUACAGGAUGUUGGAAGCACUUGAGCACAAAUGUGCACUUGAGGGGGGCACGGUUAAAAUAGGGGAGUGUUUAUGUUUUUAGUGGAGUGCUGUCAGACCAGUAGUUAAUCAGAGUUUUCCUUCUGUAUCCGGUCAUGAGCUUUAACUGUAAUACAGAAGGGAAAAUAACUGAUGAAUGAACCAGUCUGUUAAGCACAAGCACCUACUCCAUUUAUGUGAUGCAAGUGUCAGUGCAUAGUGUGAACAAUUAUUUAUAUGAAAAAUACAAGGCUACUUUUCUUUUUCCAAAUUGCUUGUGUUUUUGAUCAUCUUGAUUUAUUUAGAUGUAAGUUGACCCCUUUUUUAAAUAAUUUUAAAUAUGUAGUGUUGAAUAUCGAUUGAUUUGAUUUGUUGCUACAUGUUUACUGCAUAUGUAGUAAAUCAAAAAUGUGAUUUUUUUUUUUAACUAAUCAAAGAGUCCCUUCAUCUGAAUUGCACUUUUUCUUCUUAGCUAAUAACCUACCUGUUAAAAUUCUGUGUGCUCUAUUAAACUGUGUGAUCUAUCCCCAUGUUGUGCCUUAACCUUCAAUAAAAUAAUUGCCAAGUGAAUGCAAUAUGUUGUAAAAAUGUUUAUUUAUGUGAUUGUGAAAUAAACCAACAGUGGUCAAUA
Archocentrus centrarchus (flier cichlid) is the source of this 2749-nucleotide messenger RNA. It is a transcript of the gene pnpla2, whose product is annotated as patatin-like phospholipase domain containing 2. Lineage: Eukaryota; Metazoa; Chordata; Actinopteri; Cichliformes; Cichlidae. Gene Ontology annotation, biological process: lipid homeostasis; positive regulation of triglyceride catabolic process; triglyceride catabolic process. The transcript is spliced from 9 exons. The record is from RefSeq and is a predicted model, not a curated record. Gene Ontology annotation, cellular component: lipid droplet; membrane; cytoplasm. Gene Ontology annotation, molecular function: triacylglycerol lipase activity. Bases 285 to 1817 code for a protein of 510 amino acids.